Molecule: messenger RNA, 23792 nt
Organism: Pelobates cultripes (western spadefoot toad)
Lineage: Eukaryota; Metazoa; Chordata; Amphibia; Anura; Pelobatidae
Source: the annotation of a GenBank genome assembly
UUAUUUUUUUCCAUUUUUUCAAACUCAGCUAUAUAAGUGUUGCAAAGGGUUAUCCCUUCCGCUGUUUGGCGUAUAAUCUCCUUAGAGUUUAAAGUACCCCCCUUCGUGUUAUCUACAUGGGGGGGUUGAAAGGACCAGUGUUAGCACCUAAAAAAGGAGGAGAGUACUUUAAACAGACGGGGAAAGAACAGGAUCAUUCUGUGUGCUUGGCUACAGUUAUUGCUUGAAAUACAGGCUGAAGAAGCCACAUCCCAUCCAGCCUCUGUCGUAAUGAAAAACCUAAAGACAUCAGCUUUCUCCUGAUCAUGGCCUGUUGGUACCAGCGUUGUCACUUACCCUCUCCGAAUUUGCCUCGUCCAAGCUGGGGAGUGGUUCUCCUGGUAAGUUUUUUAAUUUAUAAAAAAAAAUUCUUUCAUGCAUUUGUUUUGCUUAUAACUGAUUUGCUUUGCAAUACUAUUAAAUGUGUAGAAAAAAUGUAAAUCCCUGCUUCACUUUUAGGGAAGAAACUGCAGUUGCCUGAUUUGUUUCUCUAACCAUUGUACUGCGCUGCAGCCUAUGUUGGUGCGCUUUAAUUAAUAAUAACAUUAAUGGCAGGGUGACUGACCACACUUAUAUUUUAAUAUCAAUCUGCUAAGGUUCCCCCCCUCCCUCCCCACCCCACCAUGCAUAAUAUUGAAUGCACCACAAUUUACUGUUCAGUAAAUAAAUAUUCAUAUUGUUUUUAUGUUAAAUUUAAAAAAAGUUAAAUUGAGUUACACUCUCACAAAUCUGAUUUGAUGGUGUAGUUAUUUACUGUUUUACAAGAUAAUAGAAUAUAGUUAUAAACAAUUGAACAUUAUAUGUUCUAACAUUUAAAUAUACCAUUUUUUAUUUUUUUUUGCACUUUAUUAACCCAUUGAGUGCUGUGCAGUACUUCUUAGAGAACGUUGACACAAUGAUAUUUCUGAACUACAUUCACACAAAGAUGUUUCCAAACUACCCUUACAAUGAGGCUCAAUGUCUGGCUGAGCCUCAUGGGAAGUGUAGUUUAGAAACAUCUUGGAUAUCACAGCGAGCCAUCGUUAUUCUAUUAAAUUCUAUUUAUUUAGAGGUCCACAUUGAAAAACAAAAAAAUGCUCAAAAUAAAUGCACACUUUAAGGCAAAAGGAGGGGGAAAAAAAAAUCAUAAAUUAUACAUUUUUUCAAAGCAUAUUUUGCUACCUACGUAACGUACGUAUGCGAACAACCUUUUGAAAUCAAAUAGUCAAAUGGUUUUGCCGUCAUAGAUUACAGGACUGGUAUACAACAAAGAUCUGCUUUCCCACUAAUUUCAUCUUGCGUUCCUUCCUUGUGGAUUGUGGUUGAAAGACAGCGGAAAUUGAUAAAGGGAAAAGUACAAUAGGGUCAUUAGCGUCUCGAUGAUUCAUUUAAGAGAUCCUUUUUACAACCAUUUGCAGUCUGUCGUCAACCCCUGAUGUGGCUGGCAUCUGGAUAAUUGAAUCUGAAGCACCGGUAAAGAGGUCAGCCAUGCAGAAUAUGCCGGAGUUACCGGUUUAAUCUACUAAUACAGUUAUAGAAGGACGGCACCGCUAAACGGCAAAGUACAGUGUGAGCUGAGAAGCUAUUUGCAAAAACUAGGACAAAAUAGCUGAUCUGUAGAAAUUCUCCAGUGUUGCUGUAAUCGUAGCUCAGAUAUUUGAGUCUGAAUUCUGCAGUUUGUUUUCUAAUUCACCACAGUAUACUGUUCAGUAAAAAAUUGGUACCAGCGGUAAAUGCAACGUUAGCAGUAUCUAAAAAAGAGAAUAACUACUCUCUCAUGGGUAAUAACUAUAGUGUGAAUUUGGAAUCUCAAAGUGAAUUUCAAAUUUGAGGCCAAAAAAGUCCAACUGAGAAUUUUGCCGAUUUGGAGAAAUUUUCCCAAUUGGUAAUUUAAAUCUAACAGUUUACAUUUACAUCGAAGUCACUAUAAAUUUUUGAAUUUCACACUUCAGUAAAUUAUUCCAAAUAUUUGGUUCCCGUGUCAAGGAGCAAGAAACGGCAUGGAAGGUUUGUGCCUCACUCCUGGCCUCGCAUCCUUUGUGAUGAAUUCUGGGAAAGAUUAAAGUGGAUGUCUGGCUAGACCAAUGGUAGACAACCUUCAACAUUUGAGAUGUUGUGGACUACAUUACCCAUAAUGCUCCUACAGCCAAAAUGCUGGCAAAGCAUCAGGGUAGAUGUAGUCCACAACUUCCUGAGUGCCGAAAGGAUCCAACCUCUGGGUUAGACUGAUGCUCAUAGAUUGAGACUUUUGUGUGUCUUGUGUGUGACUAAUUACUGGAAUUCAAACAGAGGUUAGAUUAUAUUUUAAAAUAUCUGCCAAUCUAUUCGUCAGCCACAGCUGCGACCCCUGCAACCGUCGGCCACCACAACUUCAGGGCUGGUGCAUGGUGCAUUAGCCAGGAGCCCACGAUUACCAAGUGACCGGCAGGAGGAGAGCACAGUGCCGCACCCCAUCUGCCAGUCUCUGUGUGUAGCGUGGCCGAGCAGAUUGUGGUUUCACAGGAAGUGCUCAGUGAAUGAGAGAGCACUUCCUGUCAGACCGGGUACCGCUGGAGGGGUGGGAUGGAGAGGGAAUGAGACAAAUGGUGAGGCUAGGGGAGGAGAAUGAAUGAGACACAGGAAGGGGCUGGGGAGAAUGAGACACAUGGGGGCAGGGCCGGUGCAAGGACUUUUGCCGCCCUAGGCAAACAAAAAUUUAGCGCGGCCAGGCGGAUUGUGGUUUUAAAGGAAGUGCUCAGUGAGAGAGCACUUCCUUUCAGACUGGGUACCACCCUGACACACUACACAGAGUCAGAAGGUACAGGAGGGGAGGCGGGAGAGGGGUGAGAGAAGGAAUGACACAAAUGGAGGGGCUGGGGGGAUGAGAGAGGAAAUGAGACACAUGGAAGGGCUGGGGGAAAAUGAGACACAUGGAGGGGCUGGGGGGCAAAUGAGAUACAUGAACAGGCUGGGGGGAGAGGGAAUAAAAUAAAUGGAGGGGCUACGGCAGAUGAGAGAGGAAAUGAGAGAAUGAGACAAAUGUAGGGGUGGGGGGGAGAGGGAAUGAGACAGAUGGAGGGGCUGGGGGAUGAGAGAGGAAAUGAGACACAUGGAAGGGCUGGGGGGAAAAUGAUACACAUGGAGGGGCUGGGGGGAAAUGAGACACAUGGAUGUGCUGGGGGGAGAGGUAAUGAGACAAAUGGAGGGCUACGGGGGAUGAGAGAGGAAAUGAGAGAAUGAGACAAAUGGAGGGGUGGUGGGAGAGGGAAUGUGACAAAUGGUGAGGCUGGGGGAGGAGAGUGAAUGAGACACAGGAAGGGGAUGGGGGAGAAUGAGACACAUGGGGGCAGGGCCGGUGCAUGAAACUUUGCCGCCCCCCCCCAUAUGUUCUGCCCCCAUGUGACAUCACAAUGCCCCACCCAUAUGAUCUGCCAUAGGAGCCAACGCCAGUGCUGCACACAGUCUGAGUUUACAUUAAAAAGCCCCCAGGAACAGGCUAUAGACACCAGAACCACUACAUUAAGCUGUAGAGGGUUCUGGUGACUACAGUGUCCCUUUAAUGUGAGGUAAUUUAGAGAUUAGUGCCACUAAUAAUAUACUGAAUUGCCUACUUACCACUAGAUGAGGACAAGAGGAUGAUGAUGGACUCAGGCUGCAGUCUGGCUCCACAGGUCUCGUGUAGAAGAGGCUCUCUGGAGACUGUUUGUAACAGUGCUCACAAGAAGCAACGAACAGGAAGCAGCUCCAUUUUUGGGGCCCCUUACACAGCUCAAGGUCUGGGCCCCCAGGGCCUGACCGUGAGUAUGCCUGCCCAUAAGUCCACCUACAUGGCCCACCCAUGAGUUCGCUCACAGGAAGUGGAGUGUAUGUGUUUAGGGGAUGUUAUUGCAGAGGAUGUAAUGUGUGUGUGUGUUCUUAUGAAAUGUAGUGUAUAGGGAUACCAAUUUGUGUAAGGGAUGUAGUGUGUGUGUAGGGGAUGCAGUGUGUGUUUGUGUGUAAGGAAUGCAUUGUGUGUUUCUGGGUAUGUAAUUUAAUGCAGUGUGUGUCUAUAAGUGCAUUGAGUGUGUGCAAGAGAUGCAAUUUGCUUCUGUGUGUGUAAGAGAAGCAGUGUGUGUGUAUGUGUGCGUAAAGGAUGCAUUGUGUGUUUCGUGUGUCUGUAUGUGAGUAGGGAUGCAUUGUAUGUUUCUGUGUAUGUGUAAGGAUGCAUUGUGUAUGUAUGUAGUGUAAAAGAGAGGGUUUGUGGGCUAGGAUAGGGGCUGAGAGGGGAGCAGCUUUUUUUUGUUUUAGUGCUCUCCCCUCCUAUCAAUUAGUGAUCUACCUCCUGUCCCUCAGUGUUCUCCCCUCCUGUCCCUUAGUGCUCUAUCCUCCCCUCCUGACCCUUGGCCCCCUGUCCCUUAGUGAUAUUCCCUCCCCUUCAGUCCAUUAGUGCUCUCCCCACCUGUCCUGUCCCUUAGUGAUCUCCCUUGUUCCUUAGUGAUCUCCCCUACCCCUCCAUUGUUAGAGCUCUCCCCUUCCCCUGUCCCUUAGUGCUCUCUCCUGCAGUGUUCCUCUCCCCACCCUGUCCCUUAGUAGUCUCCCCCACUCUAAAUGGUCAUCUCCAGUCCCCCCUUGGUGGUCCUCUCACUCCCCACUCUGUGGUCCUCUCACUCCCCCCUCUCCCCUCUUAGUGGUCCUCUCACUCCCCCCCAACCUUAAGACCCUUAGUGUUCCUCCCUCUCCCCCAACCCCGUAGUAGUCCUCCCUCUCCCCCCCUUUGUGGUCCUUCCUCUCCCCCUCUUAGUGGUCCCUCCCCUCUCUCCUCCCUUAGUGGUCCUCCUCUCCCCCUAUAGUAGUCCUCCUCACCCUCUUAGUGGUGCUCCCUCUCCCCUCUCUUAGUGGUCCUCCCUCUCACCCAACCUCUUAGUGGUCCUCCCUCUCCCACCCUCUAGUGGUCCUCUUCAGUCUCCUCUGGCCCCUUAGUGCCCCCCUCCUCCCCCUUAGUGGUCCUCCCUUUCCCCCCACUCCCAAACAAUUAGUGAUCCUCUCCAGUCCCCCUCUCCCUCCCUGGUGGUCCUUUAAUUCCCCCCAUCUCUUAGUGGUCCUCCCUCCUCCCUUAGUGGUCCUCCCCCUCCUCCCUUCCCCCCUUAGUGGUCCUCCCCUCCCCCGUGGGGUUCCUCCAGUCCCUCUCCCUCCCUGCAGUCCCAUAUUUCCCCUUAGUGGUCCUCCCUCUCCCCCCUCUAGUGAUCCUCUCCAGUCUCCUCUCCCCCGCCAUAGUGGUCUUCUCCCUCCCCCUUAGUGGUCCACUCACCCCCACCAACCUUAAGAACCUUAGUGGUCCUCCCUCUCCCAACCCAUUAGUGGUCCUCCCUCUCCCAAACCCCUUAGUGGUCCUUUCCCACCUUGGUGGUCCCCUCACCCCCCUUAGUGGUCCUCCCUCCCCCUUUCCCCCACUCCCAAAUAAUUAGUGAUCCUCCCCCCCAGUCCCUCUCUCCUCCCUGGUGGUCCCUUAAUUUUAUCUCUAAGUGGUCCUCUCCCUCUCCUCUUUUAGUGGUUCCUUCCUCCCUCCCCCUUAGUGGUUCCUCUCCCCAGUGGUUCCUCUGUUCCUCUCCCUCCCUUGUGGUCCUAUUACUUCCCUUAGUGUGGUCCUCCCCUUCUUAUUUGUCAUCCCCGCUUUCCUCCCCCCCUAGUGCUCCUCCCCCUCCUUAGUGGUCCUCCCUCCCUGUUGUGCCUCCCACCUAUGCGAGCACUUCCUGUCAGUCCGCCGGCGGCUGGGUACAGAAAACAGAAGCACCUGUACUGCGGUCCGCGCCGCCCAGCCACGCUACAUUGAGUGACUGGCAGGAGGGAGCGCUGUGUGCUUCCCUCCUGCCAGUCACUUAAAUCUGGCUGUGGCGGAACCAGCCUCGCCACUGGGCAUUGGAGAAGACUGAUUGCCAGCCUCCUGAUAUGUGACUAUGGCCCCUAGAAUGUAUUGCCUGCUCUCCUGUACUGCUGAGGAUUGCUACCAACUCGGUGGAUUUGGCUAUGGAGCUUGUGUAGUGCCCUGUUGGUAGCAACAGUAAUAUGCACUAUCUGAAUAGCAAGACUGGUAAUUUGCAUAUUCGGGUAGAUUUGCAUAUCGCUAAUUCUGCAUGCAGGAGAGACAUUUUGUGUUAAUUAUGGUCUUCCCCACCUAUUUAUAAAUAUGUAAUUAUGUUAUAAUAAGUCACUGGAUGUUGCCUGCUAUGAUUUGACUGUUUGUAAUUUUAUUGAGUUUUCACAGCAAUGUUAAUGUAAUGACCAUAUGGGCUAGUCCCAAGUAAAAUAAAGUUUUUAGACAGUUCUACUUCACCCUCAAUUUGCCAUCUCUUAUUGGGGGAAUCUGCUACAAGGGAUUGCUAUGCUCUGCAAGAUGCUCUAUCUUGCUUUUCACUGCUAAGCUCUUGUAAGAGCUUGUUCCUGUUUUGCUCUCUGGAGGAGUCUAUGGUGGUUAUGGUGUCUGUUGCAGUGCUUGGAGUCCUUUAGGAAGCGCUAGGAGCAUCCUUCAACGGAGGUACCCAGUCGGGUGCCAGGUGAUCCGUUACACUGGCGACCCCUGGGCCGGUGCACCCUAGGUGACUGCGUAAGUCGUCUAAAGGAUGUGCUGACCUUGCAUGGGGGGCUGGAGGAAAUGAGACACAAGAAGAAGCUGGGGGGUGGGAGGAAGACACAUGGAGGGGCUUGGGGAAGGGCAGGAGACACAAGGAGAGUCUGGGAGGAGGGAACGAGACAUGGAGGGGCUGGGGAAGGAAAUCAGACACAUGGAGGGACUGAGGCAUUGAGACACAUGGAGGGGAAGGGAAUGAGACACAUGGGUGGCUGGGGUGGGAAUGAGACACAUGAAAGGUGCUGGGGGGAGUGGAUGAAACAUAUGGAGGGGCUGGGGGGAAUGAGACACAUGGGGGUAGGAGACGAAACACCUUGGAGGAGGAAUAAGAAACAUGGUAAUGUUCCUUUAAGUCUGUAUGGUUAUGGAACACUAAUAUCAGCCUCAAUUCAGGCUGAAGUGCCAAAAACAAACCGCUGUAGAGGGAGAGGUUAGGGGGGAAGAGAGACAUGGAGUUGGCAGAAUUUUAACUGGGAAUUGCUAUAUCUUUUUCAGAUUCCAUUAUACCAGUGAUAAUUGAUUUGCACCCAGAAUGCAUUGCGGUUCCUUUGAAAUCAAAGUAAGACAAAGUUUUUGAGUUUCUGAAACCAUUUUCUGAAAGUCAGUUGCUUUCUUCUGUGUGCAUUAUUAUUUGGCAUUUUGCAAUGGAGCAUAGAGACGCUUUGGGAUAACAGAUAUACAGACAGACAGUCUUUUGUCCGGUUCAUUUUGAUGCUUCAGAUAUAGAAAGGGCUCUCCGAGGCAACGGUAUCAGUUUUCCUCCUUGAUGCAUUCCUUCAUCCUGGGGUUAUUUAAACAAAAAGUCCAGAACAAGUCCAGGAUUGGCAAAAUCCUGCCCCCGGGCGGCUACAACUAUGAACAUUCAAUUGAAUGGACGUCAAUAUUCUUCAGAUUUGCAAUAUGAAUCAUUAAGAUGACAGAACCAGUUGGUUGUAGGCAUGUAGCCAAAAUUUUUAUUUAGCUUUAAUUGAGUCAUCUGAAUCGAAGCAGGGAUUAAAGUUAUAAUAUGCUUUUAGUCGAAGAUAUAAUUCUCUUCCAGUCAGUAAAAUUUAAGAAGGAACAAUUCCCAUGUUGUGUGACCUUGAAUAUCUUCCUAUUCACAUAAAUACACAACUCGUUUACAGAGAAUACGCACAUUCACACAAAUAAACUGUCCACUUACUCUGAGAAUCUGCCCAUUUGUGCAUUCAGAGUGAGACUUCUCUGAGGUGGUUUGCCCUGCUUUGGAAUGCAUCCAAACCAAGACAGCUCAAAGAAGAACAGAAUCGGAGUCCAGGCGGAAUGGAGGACGGCGACAAAGAGUAACACCUACGAAACGGCGCUGAAACUGAGGAAAAGGGAAUAAAUCUCUAUAUUUUACAUUGAAUACACUAUGUAUGUUUAUGAUAUAUGAUGUAUUCAACGUAUAUGGGAUCAUUUAAGGUAAGUUUAAUGGUUCACUCUACUUAUAUUAUUCUAGCACGUGUAAGGCAGGUGUAGGCACCCUUCGGCACACCAGAUGUUGAUGACUACAUCUUUCCUGAUGUUUGCCAACAUUAUGGGAGAUCUAGUCCAACACAUCUGGAGUUCUUCAAGUUGCCUAUGCUGCAACUGCAUAGCAUAGAUCGAGGCUGCUACGAUGGAGAUCAGAGGAACUGUAAGGGGGCUCUACUGCUCCCACCAUUACUCAAUUGCAUAUAUUGUUACACCCAUCAAAUUGCAAAAUUGAUGUUCUAAUCCACGUUGAGAAGUUUAUCAGAAACCUUUUAUUUUUUUUCUCCAAUGUACAUGUGGCAGAACUACUACUCAUUCGUAUGUUUUUUUCCCCUUGUUCGCAAAUCACGUUUGGGCUUGAUUAGAAGAUUGUGUUUGUCCCAUUCUAAAUGUAAUAGAAAUGAGGCAUAGUUAUUAAUCUGUGGGUAAGUGUUAGUGUCUCUUUAAUAUGAUACUGUAGCACAGAGGGUUUUCUUGAGGGCUGAUGACUAUUUAUAUCAAAGGACACCUUAUCUAGGAGGAAAUCAGGAAACGUGGCAAGUGAGUGAGUUAGGUCAUACUGAAGCCAUACUUCCAGGCCAACUGUGUAUGACUUCUCACCCUUCCAGAGUGGCUCAGUUGGGGUCCCAGCAUCAAAGAGGAAUUUGGAUUGCAAGCUCUGACCUCCCAUGCAAUCAAAUAAGCCCCUUUUGAAAAAGUAUUUUUGGAGUGUUUUCGAAUAUGGUAUAUUUUUCUGUAGAGCAUCCUGGGAGGAAAAGCCCCAUAUUAUUGUAUGGGAGACCCCAUGUAGGGGUCUGUGCAUAAAAGCCGUGUGUGUUCCAAUAAACCUCAACUGACUCCCAGAACUAUGUUUUGUCUGGGUACUGGGGGAAUGGAUGUCUGCAUGCUUUAAUGGUUCCCAAGUGGCUGAAGGAAGGAAUUAGGAGAGGUAACCAGUCGGGUUACCCGUGGUCCGCUACAGUACACAACCUAAAUUCUUUUGCAUGUGGCAGUUUACAAUUUUCAUGUUGUCUUCAGAUUCUGCUAAUAGUUUCAGCAAUGAGUUUUGUGCCCUGGGCAUAUGCCAACGCAGUAAUACUCCAGUUUGAGCUCCGCUACAUUUCCAGGUACAGUAAUGUUCUUGGGAGGAGGUUUCUCGAGUUUUAAGAGUGUCAUAUGGAAAAAUGUAGGUCAAGCAUUGUACACUUCUGAACUUUACUGAAUCUGCUACUGCGAAUAUAGAAAUAACACAAUGGGCAAAUAAAGACAUUGAAAAUUGAUGUGGAUAGAAUUUGCAUUUGUUUGGUCGCUAAACUAAAAAUCACAAAAUCUUGGGCUAAGUGGCAAAGCUACAGGGAUCUUGUUGCUUGACAAUGUUUUCAGAUCACUUCUUUUGGUCUAGUAAUUGAAAUUUGUUUGUCAGCUCUCCGCAUGUCCCACUUUAGUUGAUAAUCCCAGGCAUUUUAUCCUAUUUCUAUAGACAGGAAGUAGCGUCUGCACUAGUGAGACCGAUUGAUCCUUCUUAUUAAUUGUUGGCCUGUUUUACGAAGCAUUUUCUGUAAUACUAACAAGUCGAUCCAGAAAUUUCUCCCACCUGGGGUUUGAAGAUAAUGCACUCGGAUGUGAUUCACAACAUUAGUAAGAGCGAACAUAAUGGAACCUAUUAAUAUAUAACAAGCAGACAUCUGCGAGUAGAAAAGAACACGAUCUCAAACACAUUGUAGUAAAUUCACUAAACUGGGAAUGUGGAGAAAUGACAGGGAUUUCAGAUUUUACUCCAAUGUAGCCGGACUGGCAAAAUCCCCCAUCUCCCAACAUUUCAAAUGGACUAAGAGGGACACUUUAAUAUUAGGGGUGUGAAUAGGAGCGUGGCCGGGGGCCGGGCUAUUCUGAGAAAUUUUAGGUGAUUUACUAAUAACAAUUUAUGCAACUAAAGUCUUACUCAAAACAAAAACAAUGUAUCUUAUUUACACAGACUGAUUUCUAAACACAUUUACUACAGUUUAAAGACACAUUACUGAGAGUAUUAUUGCUGUGGAGCUCUGUUAUACACUCAGACACAUUACUGGGAGUAUUAUUGCUGUGGAGCUCUGUUAUACACUCAGACACAUUACUGGGAGUAUUAUUGCUGUGGAGCUCUGUUAUACACUCAGACACAUUACUGGGAGUAUUAUUGCUGUGGAGCUCUGUUAUACACUCAGACACAUUACUGGGAGUAUUAUUGCUGUGGAGCUCUGUUAUACACUCAGACACAUUACUGGGAGUAUUAUUGCUGUGGAGCUCUGUUAUACACUCAGACACAUUACUGGGAGUAUUAUUGCUGUGGAGCUCUGUUAUACACUCAGACACAUUACUGGGAGUAUUAUUGCUGUGGAGCUCUGUUAUACCCUCAGACACAUUACUGUGAGUAUUAUUGCUGUGGAGAUCUGUUAUACAUUCAGACACAUUACUGGGAGUAUUAUUGUGGAGCUCUGUUAUAUACUCAGACACAUUACUGGGAGUAUUAUUGCUGUGGAGCUCUGUUAUACACUCAGACACAUUACUGGGAGUAUUAUUGCUGUGGAGCUCUGUGAUACACUAAGACACACCAACAAUAUGGAGCUCCUGGAAAAGAGGGACAUUAGGAUAGAGAAGAGGGACAGAGAUAUUUGGGCACAAAAGGGGGACUGUCCCUACUAACUAGGGAGACUUUGGAGUUAUUUAACCCUUCAACUUUUUUUUUACUUUGGUCUAAAAUCCAUGAUUCCUUUGCCAGUUCUAAACAAUUUCAAGAACCAAGCCAAUCAUACAGAAGUUCAGACAAUGACAGUGAUAUAAUACAGACAGCCUUAUGUUUUUAAAAUAUACACAUACAUAUGCCCAUGCGCAAACACAAGCACACAGACACUAACACACAUGCAUAGACAUAAGCAUGCAAACAGACAUCCCAUAUGGAGAGACAUAAGGACAAGGACACACACAGACACACAUACUGACACACUUGUGCAAAGAUAAAGGCAGUUUAAAGACACGCUACUGUAGAUUUGUUACCAUGAGUCUCUGUUACAAAGUCAGACAAAAAAAAAUAAGACACUGAAAAUAUUAAGAAGGGUUAUUCAUUAAUUGUCGGGAAUUCAAAGUAUAUUUCCAAUUUAAAGCCAACUUAGUCAAACGGAAAGCAUAGCUAACUUGGAUAAUGUUUCCAAUUUGUCUACCUGUGUCUUAACCCUUUAAGGACCAAACCUCUGGAAUAAAAGGGAAUCAUGACAUGUCACACAUGUCAUGUGUCCUUAAGGGGUUAAAUGUGAAAUUCACAUUGAAUGCACUCCGAAUUCCUAACCCUAAACGAGUGCUGGGAAAACGGAAUGUUAGGAUAAAAAAGAGGGGCUGUCUCUAUUGAACAGGGUCACUUGGGAGAUAUGCUUUGAGUAACUGACACAUUUAUUUUACAUUUAAAAAAAGAAUUAAGGUGUUUAUUUCACCAUUGGUGUGUACGGUUUUGUCAAGUAGCAAGCAGGAGUGUUUAUAAUAGUUAUACCAACCACAUCCAGCAAUGGGUGAUCCCUUUUUAAUAAUUAAAGUUCACAUUGCUUUUCCUUUGGAAUGUGGGAUUUAACACCUGCGUCUAAUGCAAAUCUGACGGGAGAUUUAAUCUUCUUACAAAACAACAGCAAUCGUGGUGAGCAAAAAAAAUAAAUAAAUAACAAUUUCUUCAAAUGAUAUACGUACAGAAGAUUGGAAGAUUAAAUUUAAAGUAGGUCACAAACAUUCAGUGAUGGGAGUCGGACACCCAAGUACUGAUAUGGUUGCUCCUUCAGGAGCUACACUGUGCUUUAGAAAUUAAUUAUUUUAAUGCAAUAAUAAUAGGUAAUAAUAAGUUACCUGUCUGUUUGUCAUUAUUACCUUCCUACGGUGUCGGACUAGUGGGAAAGUGUUCUAUUAGAACCUCUGUUCCACCUGGGAUUCAUCCCCCUUAAUGGUUUGACAUCUACAUGACAAAUGAUAUGUCAAGACCAUCAAAAUAAAAGGGACUGCAGCUCUGCGUAUGCGCAGCCCUGGUUGGUGUUCUGGUUUGUAGAAUGUAAGCUCAUUGAGCAGGACCCUCCACCUCUCUGUUUCUGUACGUCCAGUUGUCUGGUUACAAUUACAUGUCUGUUAGUCCACCCAUUGUACAGCGCUAUGGAAUCUGAUGGCGCUAUAUAAAUAAUAAAAUAAUAAUAAGGAUACAUGCCAGUUCAGUAAACUGGCAUUUUCUAUUUAUGGGGUAUGUCCCAAUCACUGGGACUGGAAACAGCCCAUAAAUUGUACAAAUCUCUGCAAUUUGGAAUAUACCAUAUUUGCAACACAAUUUUUUUUCAAGUUUCUGUCCACCCCCGCUAUUUGCACCAAUUUUUGAUAGCGGGAAUGGCCAAUUAUAUUUCACAAAUAUUCUACUGUGCUAUCAGACUAUUUAUUUACAGACUCUGCAUGAUAUUAUGCGAUUAAAUUGCAUUGGGUGCAUUGCAUUCUGGGAAUUCAUUAUUAAACAAAACCCUUAUUGCUGUGUUUGUUUUGCAGGUGAUGAUCAGUUCCUGUUUAAUGUACCCCGUCUUUAAAAGCCUAUACUUUCAGAUUCACUCAUCGCUCACCGGAAGCUACAUCCCUGGGGCCCACUCUCUUGCCUACGUCAACUGCCCCAACGAGCAAAUUGCAAAAGAUAUUGGAAGGUACACUGGAUAAAGUGUUAAUAAUAAUUACAUGAUAAAUAAUGAUUACUUUGUUUAUUCUUUCCUAUUGUAGACCUCUGUCGGACUACAUGUGUAUAAAUUAAAGUGUUACUCCAAGCACCAUGACCACUUCAGUUUUUUGACCACCUAUAUUGUCAUUAGCCAGCACAGUUAACAAGUUUAGCUUAAUUGGGCAGUUCUGGUGUAUAGAGAACGCUCUUGCAGUCUCACUGAUCAAUUAUCUGCCAUUUAGGAGUUAGGUCACUUUUGUUAUUUUCCUUGUAGCCCUAGCCACACCUCCCCUGACUGUGACUGACACAACCUACGUGAAAAAAUUGUUUCAUUUUCAAUCAGAUGUUAACAUGCUUUAGAAGUUUUUUUAUCUCCUGCUCUGCAAAUUGAACUUUAAUCACACACAGGUGGCUUCUGCAGGGUCUAGCAAGCUAUUAACAGAGCAGGAGAUAAGAAAUUCUAAAUUAAACAUAAUUUGCAAUAACGGAAGUUUAAACAGAUGUCUCUUUACAGGAAGUAUUUAGCAAAGCUGUGUAAGUCACAUGUAGGGAGGUGUGGCUUGCAGUGGUGUAUUUUAGAUUCAUGCUGCCCACAAUAUUGGCAGCCACGUGCCUCUGGGGACUCUGAGGUGGCCAGCUUUUGGAUCCCCCAUGAAAGAGGAUAACAAGGCACUUAAGGGGGGGUGGCGUUUUUUGCCGCCCCCCUUAAUCUGCCACCCAAGGCAAAUGCCUUGUUAGCCUCGCUGUAAAUACAGCACUGGUGGCUAGGGCUGCAUAAAUACAGCAAUUUAACACUUAAGUGGCAGAUAAUUGAGCAGUGAGACUGCAGGGACAUGAUCUAUCCACCAAAACGGCUUCAUUAAGCUAAAUGUGAUUUGGUACCUCUAAUAUUCCUUUAAUUAUAUGCGGAUAGCUUAGCCCAGGUUAAUAUAUAUCAUGCUACCCUAACCAGAACUGGUGUUUUCGUGGGACACUGGUUUUUGGUUGGAGUAAUCCUUUAAGAAGGAGAGUUGCUCAUAGCAGGCACUCAGGGUGGUGGAGUAAUCUCUUUGAAACAGGAAGAGAAAUGUGUCCAAGCGCUAAAACAUUAAUUGUCUCUGUUUUCCGUAGGGGAAUCUUGGAAAAACGCUUGGCUGUCAGCGUAAACAUUAUGCCAAAGUCUUCAUCCCUGUAAGUAACGUAAUAAACGAAAUACAGAAAUCUAUGGCACACUACAAGACGUGAGGACCAGGGGUGGACCGGAACAGGGGGCAGGGAGGCAAUUGCCCCCCAGGCCGCCCUAAAUCCAGGACCGUCUGCAUCUAGCAAAAAAAAGGAAAAAAACGAAUCCCCUGCCUCUGGUUGGGUACUGGGAUUUUUCAACUUACCUCUCUCCCUGCAGCCUGCAGCCAGUGGAGUCGGCCGGCCUCUCCUGAUGAUGUCAGGAGGAUGUGGCGUGACUUUCACUGCUCUUCUCCCAGUGAAAGGGGUUAAAGAGAUUUUUUUUCACUACAGACAAAUCUCUAGUUAACCACAGCUAAGACACUUCAAAAAUACAUUUCUUAUUUGUGUCAAGGUUAUAGCUACUAUAAGUGCCCCAAGUCCUUCUGCUACAUUUUGUGUAAUGGUUCAUUGCACAGAACACAUAGAAAGAUUCGUUUUUCACAGUUAACCUUUAAGAAAUAAAGUGGUAUAAGGAAAACAAGAGGAGAACAAAAGUGCAUCAGCUGCUAAAACUGCUGAUUAGUUAUCAGUUCAUAUUAUUUAAUAUCCCAGGAUUAAACAUCAUGCUCAUAUAUUUCAGUCACUAUAUUUUAUUGGAAUAUAUGAGCAUAAGGAUCAGGUAAGUCUGGAAAUACUCGUCAUGCUAUUGGAUCUAUACACCCUCCGCGUGGAUUUUAAGACUAACCAGGUUUACUGACGAUUCCUGCCAUGUCUCCUGAAUGAGAACCUUGCUCUGCAGAUCACACUGUGACCGGUCCAAGAUGGCCCCUCGCUCAGCCCUUGUUCCUUUGCUCACCCCCUGUCCCCCUUCCCCUGUCCCUUUCUUCAGCCCUGUCCCCUUCCUCAGCCCCUGUCCACCCCUUCUCAGCUCAUGUUCCCUCCUCUCAGAUCCUGUCCCCCUUCCUCAGCCCCAUGCCCCCUGACCAAUUGCAACCCAUAUCACCCACACCAGAGCCCCUUUCCCAAAUUGUAGCCAUCAACCUACUUCAGCCCCUAUCCCCCCACUACAUUUCCUAACACCCAAUUACAGCACAUACCCCCACUACAGCCCCUAACCCCCCUACUACAGCCCUGUCCACUUACUCAGCCACUGUCAACUGGCUUUAAAAGUUUGUGUGUGUGUGCGUGCCAGUAUGUCUGUGUGCCAGUAUGUCUGUGUGUGUCAGUAUGCCUGUAACAGUGUGUCAUUUAGUGUGUGUGUUUGUUAGUGUGUGUCAAAUCAGCAAGUGUGUGUGCAUGUCAGUGAGUGUGUCUGUGUAGGUGACUGCCUCCCCCCCCCCCUUUCAAUCACAUGUGAAAGGUGUUUUUACUCUUCUCUUGUUGCAAUGGGCCACUUAACUGGAUUUGUCCCCCAGGCCUAAGGCUGACAGCCCUCCCCUGGUGAGGACUCUGAUCAAUGAAUGGAUUCUGUAUAAUAUUUUCUAACCACACGUUAGGAGUUCAGUUAUUACAUUAAUUGUGCAGACACAGAACUGUUAUGUGAGUGACAACUGUCUUGUGGAGUUUACUGGAUAAGAAAAACAAGAUUAAACUCGGACUAUUCACCCAAAGUACUUAAUUCAAGAUUUAACAGAAAUUAUUGAUAUAACCCUGGCAUUAGAUAUCUAAAAUAACAAUUUCAUAAAUUAAAGGGCUAAUCCAAUGAAAUUGUUUUUUUAAACAGCUCAAAUCCUGGGGCCCCGUGGUCACAAUCCGCCACCACUAAUGCAGUGAGUGUAUUUAAUGUAUGCAGUGUGUGUGUGUGUGUGGAUGCAGUCUACACUGAUCAGCCACAUCAUUAUAACCACCUGUCUAAUAUAAUGUAGGUCCCCUCUGAAAGGGUUAAUCGAUCCUUCUUCCUUGGAAGUGUUUUCUCGCCUAUCUCAGCGUCCGCUGUCCGCCACUUGGAAUAUUCACUGCUCUGUCUUCAAUAUGGAGGGAGACCAUUGAAAGCACCUGUCUAAUAUAAUGUAGGUCCCCUCAUGCUGCCAAAACAACUCUGAUGCGUAGAGGCAUGGACUCCACAAGACCUCUGAACGUGUCCUGUGGUAUCUGACACCAAAACAUUAGGAGUAGAUCCUUUAAGUCCUGCAAGUUGCGAGGUGGGGACUCCAUGGAUAGGAUUUGUUGUUCCAGCACAUCGCACAAAUGCUCAAUUGGAUUGAGAUCUGUGGAAUGUGAGGCCAAGGCAACACUUUGAACUCUUUGUCAUGGUCCCCGACACAUUUUUAAACAUUUUUUGCAGUAUGGAUGGGUGCAUUAUCCUGCUGAAAGAGGCUCCUGCCAUCAGGGAAUAUCACUGCCAUGAAGUAGUGUACAUGAUCUGCAACAAGCUCUAGGUAGGCGGUACAUGUUAAAGUAACAUCCACAUAAAUGCCAGGAUCCCUUCACCGGCCUGCCUUCUUCCCAUAAUGCAUCCUGCAAUGCACUGUGUGUUCGGACACCUUUCUAUCGUGGCCAGCAUUACGUUUUCAGUAAUUUGAGCUACAGUAGCUCUUCGGUGUUAUCGGACCAGACAUGCUGACCUGCGCUACUUAGGUGCUUCAAUGAGACUUGGGAGCCAAUGACACUGAUUCACUGGUUGAUCUUCCUUGCACCACUUUUAAUAGGUACUAACCCCUGCAAACUGGGAACACCACACAAGACUUGCUGUUUGGAGAUGCUCUGACCCAGUCAUCUAGCCAUCACUAUUUGGCCCCAGUCAAAGUCACUCAGAUCUUUUCUCUUUGCUGCCUAAUAUUUCUUUCCCCUGGACAGGUGCCAUUGUAGUGAGAUAAUCAAUGUUAUUCACUUCACCUGUCAGUGGUUUUAAUGCUGUGGCUGAUCAGUGUAUAUGUCAAGGGACUGUGGAGUUGCAUUGAGUGUACACACACACUAACAGACACACACUCUCACUGAUUAGACACACACUGACAGACAACAUACUGAUAAUGACUCACUCACACACAAGUUAAUUUUAUUGUGACGAGACCAAUCUCGCCACAUUGCAUUGGAGGAGCCUGGUUGCCUGCCUGCUGCCUUUGGAUUAUGGACCGGCAGUUAAGCAGUUUAUUCAUGCCUUUCUGCACAGCCGUUCGGUAGAUUUAGUCUACCACACAAACCGCCUUCUAUUAGCCUCCCCAGCGCCGUGGGGAGCCGGCAGGUGCUGUUAAUUGGCCGCCCAGAAGCUGGCGUGUGCAGUCAAUUGACAACCCAGUAGCUGCGGUUAACCACAGCUUAACUGACUAUUACUGGGUGGCCGCGGUUACACUUAGCGGCCGCUAGGUGGCGGUGUUAUGGAACUCCCCGGACAGCCAGCAGUGCUCAGCCCGGAAUCCGUGCACUAAAAGCGGACACUUUUACGUGCAGGCACCGCUGAGCCUCCAGCCUUCCCUGCUUCUAUUCGUGGCUAUUUAACCGAACACCUGAUCAUUCGGGACUUUGUUUUAUGUGAAUGCUUUAACCCAGAUACCUAUGUCAUGGGGCCUAUUCAUGUAAUUAAAGACUUUGGCUCCAUGGCAAUUGAACUGUGUGUAUAGGAUCUGAGCGCUAUUCGGUACAAUUGUGCGCUCAGAUCCCAGCUAUCUGGGGAUGGGUUUAAUGUAUAUAUUUUAUGUGAUAAAGGUAACAUUAUGUAUUUUAUUGUAUUUUAGUGUUUUAUUAUAACCACGUGUGUAAUGGAGUUUUGCCUCGGUCUUGGGAGAUAAUUGGAUUACGUCCCAAUUAUCUCCAGCAUAGAGGGGAGGGAAUUAGGAUGCAUUGUGAGGAUGUUUUACUUCUGUGUGUCUGUUAUUGGUGCAUGUCUGUCCCUUGUCACAGUCUCCCAUUUGGUCCCCUAGGGGAGUGUCCACCAGGGGGGAGACCUGCAUAAAUACUGGGCAGGUAGCCCUGAAUAAACCAGACCACUGCUUGACCCUCAACACGGAGCCCUGUCUCGUCUUUGGGGGGAUUUACUGUAUGCUGACUGAUUGCCAGGAGUGUAAGUCGCUUGGGUGCUUUUCCUGUUUGUCUGCUAGCAGCUAUUCGGGAGGUUCCAGUUCGGGAGUUUGGAGUGCUACUUUGUAUGCAGUUCGGGAGUUUGGAGCAUUCCCUUGUAUUCAGUUCGAGAGUUUGGUGUUCUGCAGUAGCUGUGCCUGUGUCUCUGGAAGGGAAGAUCUACUAAAAGGCGGUUUAACCCCAUUUAUGCCUGGGGGUGCCGUUACAUUUAUUUAUAGUUUUUAAUUUAUACUGAGGUCUCUAUGAGAACCCUUUGAUUGAAACUCAUGAUGAUGACUGCUGUGACAUAAAACAGGGAGUGGAGCGAAGAGCCCGGAGAUUUGCCAGGAUAGUUUUAGGUUAUUUCUUUAAGUUAUUUUAGCAUUUAUUGGGGACUACAGACGUGCUGUUAGCAAGUAAACCAUGAACCAGUGUGCAAAGUACCGUAUUACAAAACACAAAUGGAGAUCGUAUGGAAUGUUAAUAACUGGUCAAUCAAGGAAUAACAUACUCAUUGUUUCUAAUUACUGGGAUACAGUUCAACGUUUUUAUACUUUGUGUUCUUUCGGCCUAAGUAUUCAUUACCCUCAGGGUGAGGACAUGUGGGAGACCCAGGUGCAGUCCAAGUACCAAUGGCUCUCGCUCAGUCAAAACACUUUGAGUAUUGACUAUAUGUCUGGUAGCUUUGAUGUCCAAUGAGUUUCCUUAUCGAUAACACUUUGGGCAAAAUCUUUAAUCAGACUUAUUUGAUUCAACGUAGACUGUUGGCAGGACUGUUAAUGCCGUUUGCAUGGAUUUUGGCAGGUCCUGGACUUCUCGCUUGAACUCAGCAGCACAGAUCUACCCCCAUCCUCCCUGUCAGUUUACACUAGUCUCGGAAUAUGUCAGUAUAAUUGCUGAUUUAAUGGAGAGGGCAAUUUGAUAGUCACAAUGUUAAGGAAGACUCCAAUCUCCAUAACUAUUACUGCACACUGUAGUGAUUUUUGAUAUUAUGUGUGUCAUGGCACCAUAACCACUACAUUAAACUGUAGUGGCUAUGGUCUUUGGAGUGUUCCUUUAGAGAACAAGGCAAUAGUUAGUCCUGGGGGUUCAAAUUUUACACCAAACUAGGCAAACUGUAACAAAAUCUCCAAUUCUUCUAUAUUUGCAGUUCGGCUACACUGCCAUAAAAAGUUACAUUUAGCCAAUCAGGAUAUAUCUGACUAUCGUGACAUCACCAUUCACCUUUCAAGUGCUUGAUUGCCUAUAUAACGUGUUUAUUUUCUAGAUAUAUCUGGAAGGGGGAAAUAGAAGAAUCUACUGAAAUUCUUUUGGUAAGUAAGAUAUUUCUAUAAUUCAUUGUACUUUAUUAAUUAUUAUUAUUAUUAUGUCCAUCAAUGUUUGUGGCACAUUGGAAUAUGAGUAAAAUAUCCAGGCACAAGCUGUGGUCUUCUAACACCACCCCCAUUUGGCGAUCUUUGUAUGUUUUGGGGUAUCUGGCUUAAGGUCUACCUUCCCCGCUCCUUCACACUGGUCUCACACAGGGACGGAACCACCAAACAGUGAACUGGAGCGAGCCGAACACCAAAGUGGAACAUUUAGACAAAAAUAGCCGAUUUGGCUAUUAAUUAUCGAGCUCAGUUAUAGUCACAGCUUGGCUAUUUUAGCCUAAAUUUUGCAACGGUCGUUUCCAAGUAACCAAAAUUCACUGUUCAAGCCCCAUUAUAGUGAAGAAAGGCACCAGGUAUACCAAACCGCGGCCAUCUAGAUGUAAUCCAAGUCACGCUGAUUUAGGCCACAUGUUUGUUUAUUUUGUUUGAUAUGCAUUGAUUUACUUUUUUAUUCACUAUUUGAGGCCCAUUUAAAUAGAGGUGUCCUUGUCUUAUUUUUUUAUUAUUAUUUUUUUUUUUAUACGCAAAGCUAGAUUUUGGCAAAAACAGGUCAUUUGGAAUCAUGCUCCAACUAUAAAGCCACAGCUAUUUUUGUUUAAAUUUUGCAAUUUACUUUUCAGCCCCAUCAUUUUUGAAUAAUUGAAACAUUAAGAUUCCGUUUGCGUUCUGUACUUUUCUCCCAGAAGCUAAACGUGACGUUAGGGCUUUAGAUCAGGUGACAGAGAUUUAGGCAAACAGUAUAACAGCAAUCCCCCAUAAAGUCCUUUUUAAGUACGUAUGUCUGUCUUUUUUCUGUUUGUAGGAAACAAAAAAUAAAAUCUGCUUUAAAAAUACGCAAUAGCAAUUUGCAGAUAUCAAGCAGAAUUAAACAUGUUAUACACAGUCUAUUGUACUUAAAAUCUGUAGCUUGCCUUAGUGGUUAUGGUGCUGAAAGUGAUCUGGUGCCUCCUUUGUAUUUUAAAGGGACACUCCACUGCCCAAUUACAAAAAAAAUAUAUAAAUAUCCCUGUCUACUAGAUAUACAGGAAAACCUACAUACCUUUAAUUAUGCAUUUUUUUCAUUUGGGAUAUAUCUAAAAGCAGUUUAUAAAAGCUGCAGAUCUCCUGUCUGCAGUAUUUGCAAGCUCUCCCCUACUAGCCCCGCCCAGACUUUCUGUGGCUGUCCAAUCAAACACUUCCCAAUGCAGCUCAAUGAGAAGUCUUUGUAAGGCUCUGGGCAAUUGCUGCCUUUUGAGUUUGGCUUCAUUGAGCUAACCAACCAGGAAGUAACAAGCACAUUGACAGCCAGGGGGAUGUAACAAGGUUCAUUUAUAAAAGUGAUCAUUUUAGCAAAUUGCUUUCUGAAGUGCUUUAGGGAUCUGUAGUGUCCCUCUAAGUAAUGAAACUGUUUUUUUAAUGCUUUGACUUCCUGUAGUGGGAACCUCUGCUAGGUCUCCUGAGCCCUGCAGUGCAGGGUUUAGCCCAGGCAUGGCAACCUUUGGCACUCCAGAUGUUUUGGACUACACCUCCCAUGAUGCUUUGCCAGCAUUAUGGGUGUAAGAGCAUUAUGGGGGAUGUAGUCCAAAACAUCUGGAGUGCCGUAGAUUGCCUAUCCCUGGCUUUAGCCCAUUAGCUGAGGGUGAUCAGCUGACUCCCUCAGCCAAUAAGCUAACUCUCAGGCAUUAAUAAUGGAGGUAGGGAUUAGCACUGUGGUGGUUAUGGUGCUUGUGAUUCUCCUUUAAGAUUAUAACUUAAAUUCUAGAUAUGGCAGUGUACAGCUACAGAGGAAUUGGUUAUAAUAUUGACUUCUCACUUUAUAAAAUUGGCAUUUAAGAAGGUAUUUAUAUAAAUUAGUAUUAGAAUAGAAUAAUUUACUUAGCGUUCCACCAUGAUAACUUACACAUUUUGUGUUUGUAAAGGAUAAUGUAAGCGAGCAGCUAAUUAAAAUAGUUUUUAACCACUAGAACACAUUUUUUAAGCGCUGUAUAACACAUAUUUUUAGUCACCUAAUUUAUCCACUAAACACAGAAAUCCAGUGAAUUGAAAGCAGAAUUGCAAAAUGUAUGCCAAAAUAGUUCAUUUGGAAACAUUCUACAACUCGGCUAUUGUCUUUUACAAUUUGGUAUUUUAUUUUUUAUAAACAAACUUUUUACACUCAGAUGAAGGCUCUCCUACAAAAGUCCUGCCUUUCUGGUAUGAUGCUGCCAUCUAGUGGUAAAAGUGUAUAAACGCGCUUGUCCCUCAUAUUUAUACUUUAUUUUCUCUUACAGGUAGUGAGAACAAAGACAGACAAGAUAUCCGAGCUUUGUGCCUACAUUGGGUAUGUGUCAUUGUGUGAAACUGCAGUAUAUCACAGCCAUAAGCGAUAUACAAUAAAUGCCCUCCAUAAAUGGUUUUGUCAUUAUACAUACAACAAUGACUAUGACCAAGUCACUACAUAUGGGGAUCACCGGUUGCAUUAGUGGAAACAAAAAUUUUAAAAAAAUAAGUUCUGCCGCAUUAAGAUCCUUUAGUGAAUAUACAGUUAUAAGGUACAUUUCUGCAUGUUUUCUAUUUAUGUAGCCUACAUGUGCCUAAUUAAAUAUAGCAAGACAGUAUAGAUUAUAUAUAGGUUACAUAUAAAAAUGAUAGAUUUUGGGUCUUGUCAUUUUAGCCUGGUCCAUCCCUUUGAAAUCCCUGAUUUUAUCAGCAUUCCCAUAGAGCGAGGAAACCCAGGUUAUUUAAAGUCCAUUGAAGAAGCGGUGGAGAACAAGUCCUAGUGGCAGAACUUGGACAAUGGUGUGUGUGGACCUCUAUUAAACGAUAAUGGUUUUAUACGAAUUGAAGACUACUUUCAUGGUGUAUGGAGGUCUGGUGAUGGAGCGUUCGGAUGGCGACUAGACCUUUCAAGUCUACAGAGUUUGUUGUCAUAUUGAAAGGAUGGAUUAAUGAAGCUGUGAAGAAAUUAGCAGAUCACUAGGACCUAUCGCUGUGAUUGGGGGCACAAGAAAGGAUAAAGCCAUUCUGACCAUUUUCAAAAUGACCAACAGAACUGGGCAGAUGGCCAAUCUGUUAUUUAGUGGACCGCCACUGAAAUUUCUAAGUAUAAGCUAAGAACUAGUAAUAUUUAUUCACAAUCAAACGUACAUUGGAAAUUUGCUGGUAAUAGAAUUAUGACAGAGACUCCAGCAUUAAACCACGUGCAACAACUAAUAUUGAUUUUCACUAGUCAAUAAUCAAUGACAUGUCUGGUGCUAGGAGGACUCUUUUCAGAGCAAAUUGAGCAUGUCUUAUACACCAGUUCUACAUCUCUAAUGUCGCUUGUACAGUCCCUCUGUGUUGCUCAGAAACAUUUGUUUUAUAGUAAGGACAAAGUGUUUCUGGUUAAGCGGGGACUAGUACGGGUGGUGUUAAAUGGGUCAUGAGAUGGAGCCUUGGAGGGCAAAGGGUUGAGCUUGUGGAGGAAUCAAGUGUUUUUAGGGGGACUCAAGCUCUAGGUAUUUUUUGGUCUUGAAUUGACAACAACUGACACUUCAGUGUAUAAGAUGUGUUUACUGAGAUAGUAAAUUUGACUUUGUACAAACUGAAAAUUCGGGUUCCUAUUUUUAAUUAAUUUCUUUGCACCUUUAUUAUUUAACUCAGUCGUUUUCAUCAGAUUGGCCAGUAGUAGAAUUGUCUUUGCCAAUUUGUAGACCUUUGCCUAAUAACAAUUCUUCUUUGUAUGUGAAGCCUUUGCUCCAGUGUAUCUUAAUUUCCACUGGCUAUGAUAAUGAGGGCAUGGAGUGGUAGAAGGAGGAAUGACAGACAGUGCAUGGAGUGGUAGAAGGAGGAAUGACAGACAGUGCAUGGAGUGGUAGAAGGGUGUAUGACAGAAAGGGCUUGGAGUGGUAGAAGAGGGUAUGACAGACAGGGCAUGGAGUGGUAGAAGGGGCUAAGAUAGAGAGGGCAUGGAGUGGUAGAAGUGGGCAUUACAGAAAGGGCUUGGAGUGGUAGAAGAGGGUAUGACAGACAGGGCAUGGAGUGGUAGAGGGGGCUAUGAUAGGGCAUGGAGUGGUAGACGGGAGUAUGAUAGAGAGGGCAUGGAGUGGUAGAAGGGGCUAUGACAGAGAGGGAAUGGAGUGGUAGAGGGGGCUAUGAUAGAGAGGGCAUGGAGUGGUAGAUGUGGGUAUGAUAGAGAGGGCAUGGAGUGGUAGAUGGGGCUAUGACAGAGAGGGAAUGGAGUGGUAGAGGGGCUGAUAGAGAGGCAUGGAGUGGUAGAUGUGGGUAUGAUAGAGAGGGCAUGGAGUGGUAGAUGGGGUAUGAUAGAGAGGGCAUGGAGUGGUAGAUGGGGCUAUGAUAGGAGGGCAUGAGUGGUAGAUGGGGUAUGAUAGAGAGGGCAUGGAGUGGUAGAUGUGGGUAUGAUAGAGAGGGCAUGGAGUGGUAGAUGGGGCUAUGAUAGAGAGGGCAUAGAGUGGUAGAUGGGGGUAUGAUAGAGAGGGCAUGGAGUGGUAGAUGGGGCUAUGACAGAGAGGGAAUAGAGUGGUAGAGGGGGCUAUGAUAGAGAGGGCAUGGAGUGGUAGAUGGGGCUAUGAUAGAGAGG